UUCCUUUGUCCAAAGAGUGCUCUCAAAGUAAACUUCAAAGAAUUUAUUUCUCCUUCCUCUUGAUCUCUGUUUGGCACACCCAGAUCUCACAUCCUCUCUAAAUUCAUUACUCCCCCCCUCUCUCUCUCUCUCUCUCUCUCUCUCUCUCGGUGUUGAACCAGUUCACAAGGUCUGCAAGCAAUGCAAUGGUGUUUUUGGAGAAAUGCACUGCCUCCACAUGGACUCUUACUGUUCCAAAGUUGAAGUGUUUAAAUUCUGUGCAAACAUCCAUUCUUUUCAAAGAAAUGAAGAGUUCACUGUUGUAAUUAUUUGGGGGAAUAGUUUUUCUUUGGCAAUGAGUGCAUCAAGCUUGAUUCAGGAUGAAGAGGAUGUCUUCUUUGAUUCAUAUGAUUAUAUUCAUCCUCCUAGUGACUCUGCAUCAUCAGAAGAAGGUAUGGUUGGAAGUGAAUGUAUGGAAACCAAUUUACGAGCGCUACAAUAUGAACCUUGGACUAAGGAAUUGAUGAGCAUUCAUGAAAGGCGACGCAAUUUCAUAUCUGGCAUGGGUUUUGAUGAAUUUACCUCUAUUAAGCUUGGUGUUUCUCCAAGACCGGAAGAAACCGUAUUCAAUAGGAUGCCAGAGCACAAUGAUUUGGAUCGUAUUUUGUCAUCCUACCCUGAGGACCAUGACUGUUUUAUUCCGCAAAAUGAUUAUUGUGCAUCAUUAUCCACUGAGUUGUAUGCUGUCCGGAAGAUGGAAGAAAAGCGCAAUGUGACUUUUGAUUCAAGAAUUAGUAAAUCAAGAAGAUGGUGGAGAAGCUUUUCAAUGUGCAAAUAUGAUGUUUCUAUCAAAGAUGGCAAAAUGUCACCUGAUACUAAUCAAAUAAAGGUUCAGUUUCAUAGUAAAAGGUGUAAAGGUUUUGAAGCUUUACAUUUGGCACAAGAAAUUCAAGCUCACAAGGGUAUUAUUAGGACUAUGAAAUUCAAUUCAUCAGGCUCAUAUCUUGCAAGUGGUGGUGAGGAUUGUAUUGUUCGGAUUUGGCAAGUUGAAUUCGAUGUCUUGAUUAAUUGUCAAAAUGCUAAUGAGGUUAAAGGAGAUGUGCUGAAGUUUACCAGAAAAGUUUCGGAUUCUUCAGCACAUGUUGCUAUUGCUGAAAAGGAGUUCAAGAUUGAUGAAGUAGCUUUUCAAGAAUUUCAUGGGCAUUCCAGUGAUAUUUUGGACUUGUGUUGGUCUAAAUCAGAUUAUCUUCUCUCAUCUUCAAAGGACAAAACAGUUCGAUUGUGGAAAGUUGGUUCUACCGGAUGUCUUCGUGUUUUUCAGCACAAAAACUACGUGACUUGCAUCCAAUUCAAUCCCACUAAUGAUCAAUACUUUGUCAGUGGCUCCAUAGACGGAAAAAUUCGGAUAUGGGGAAUAACUGAAAACCAUGUAGUUGAGUGGGUGGAUAACCGAGAUAUAGUUACAGCUGUUUGUUACCAGCCCAAUGGAGAGCAGGGAAUUGUUGUAGGUUCCAUAGAAGGAAACUGUCAGAUUUACAGUUAUUCAGGUGACAAUCUACAAUUAGGCAGAAAACUUUGUGCACAGAGUCGAAAGAAGCUGGGAAAACGAAUUACUGGCUUGCAGUUUGCGCCUGAUAAUUCUCAAAACUUAAUGAUCACAUCAGCAGAUUCCACAGUUCACAUUUUGGAUGGGGUUGAUGCAAAGAAAUUUCAUGUGUCUGUUUCAGCUCGUCUGAAGGCAAGAGGCAAAUCAACUGCAUCAUUCACUUCAAAUGGAAAAUACAUCGUCUCGGUGAACAAGGAUUCUCAAGUCUACCUAUGGAACUAUGAGAAAUCAAAGUCAUUGUCAUCUAGAGGUAUUAAAUUGACAUGUCCUUGUAAUACAUUCCAUUCAGAAGGCGUUUCGGUUGCGCUACCAUGGCCAGGAAUGCACCUGAGCUAUGAAAACAUGACCAAAAGCUAUGCACAGACUUCUUUAGAACAGAAACAUGUUGAUCAAGACCAGUUUUCUUUUGGCGCAUGCUUCUUCCCCGAUGUACAAAGCAAAUCGGUCACAUGGCCGGAGGAAAUGCUGCAAGAUGAAAACCAGAAUCAUCAACAUAAUGGUUUCAAGAAACCAUCAAAUCUUGUGAUAUUGAUUGCAAGUUAUGAUGGAGUAAUUAAGACUUUACUGAAUCGUAGAUGGCCGGCCUGCUAGUAUAUGAUUAACAGUUUGAGGAGUUGUCGGUGGUGAUUUCAUUAGUUUUCCUGUCAUUUGGAUCUGGUUGGCAUGGUUUCCUGGUUUCAGGUCAGGUUAAUCUUUUUUCCAUUGCUAACUAGGCAGUUUUUUGACAUUGGAGCCUUGACAUUGAUCAUCACUAUGUAUCUCUGUUGUUUUUCUUUCUAGUAGCAGUUGUUGCUAUUUUUUUUUUAAAGUAUUCGUCACACAGAAAGUUGAAUAAAUAGGAAGAGAAGAACAAGCUUGUGUAUAUAUUUUUUCCUUAUUAAUUACAAGCAUUGUUUAUUCCACUA
Dioscorea cayenensis subsp. rotundata (Guinea yam) is the source of this 2490-nucleotide messenger RNA. RefSeq names its product WD repeat-containing protein 44-like. Lineage: Eukaryota; Viridiplantae; Streptophyta; Magnoliopsida; Dioscoreales; Dioscoreaceae. Gene Ontology annotation, molecular function: protein binding. The transcript has 8 exons. The record is from RefSeq and is a predicted model, not a curated record. Bases 203 to 2176 code for a protein of 657 amino acids.